Molecule: messenger RNA, 840 nt
Organism: Rotaria sp. Silwood2
Lineage: Eukaryota; Metazoa; Rotifera; Eurotatoria; Philodinida; Philodinidae
Source: the annotation of a GenBank genome assembly
AUGUGGAAAAUUUUAAAACCAUAUGUUGGCGAAUGGAGUUUAACAACAUCAAAACUAUCUCAAUCAAUUAAUCUUAAUGUUCAAAUUCAAGGUAAAUCAAGUGUUGUAUGUUCGUCUAGCUUGCAAAAAGACAUGGAAGCAAAUGUAGAUAGUUAUGGUUAUACAGAAUUAACAACAGAACCUCUAAUUGAUUCUGAUUUACUUAUUUUGACGACAUGCGAAAAUGUCAACUUUACUUAUGCUAAUAUUUCUCUUAUCAAUCAAUUUGGUCAAGUUAUUGAAAGUUAUGCACCAUUGAAAUUGGAUCAACUUGAAAUAUUAACAAAAAUUCGUGUUCCUCAACAAGCAUUUCGAAUUCAAACAAUGCUUCAAUUAUCCAAUGGUAUUCGAAUUCAACGCAUUGAAAAACAAAUCAUUUCACCAACAAUGUUUACUAUUGAAUUAACCAAUCAACCGUAUAUAUUAUCAAUUGGUGAGACAAUUCAAAUGAAUUAUACUCUAAAAAGUUCAUUAUCUGAACAAGUUUAUAUACGUUUACAAAUAAGAGAUACAUUGAAUUUAAUUAGUUCUAAUGGUAUUGAAAAAAAUUUAACAUUUACUAAUGAAAUAUCUCAAAUGGAUUUAUUUACAUUACCAAGAAAUUUUCAAGAAAAAUCAAUAAACAAUAUGAUCAUAUUUACUUUGUCAACAUAUAAUAAUAAAACAGAUAAAUUUUCAUAUGAAAAUGAUGAUAUAGCACUUGUUUAUUUCGAAUUAAAUUCAUCUUCAAUGUCAAGAACAACUACUUAUGUUAUUUUUUUCUUCUAUCUGUUCUCUUUUUUUUAUGAAAUUUACUUGUAA